Racocetra persica is the source of this 144-nucleotide messenger RNA. Lineage: Eukaryota; Fungi; Glomeromycota; Glomeromycetes; Diversisporales; Gigasporaceae. The record is from the annotation of a GenBank genome assembly.
CAGUCUACUUGAUUAUAAUUAAUAAAAGACGUUCUAUCGAUCCUAAACUUCAACGAGCACUUUUCAAUUUUACUGGGAUGUGCAGGGUGUUUUGGGAUGUGUGGGGUAGUUUUGCUGGGAUGUGCGUGGGAGAUGUGUGGGGUA